This is a messenger RNA of Lotus japonicus, 1627 nucleotides long. RefSeq lists its product as uncharacterized. NCBI's taxonomy places the organism in Eukaryota, Viridiplantae, Streptophyta, Magnoliopsida, Fabales, Fabaceae. The transcript is spliced from 10 exons. Gene Ontology annotation, cellular component: cytoplasm. The coding region runs from base 59 to 1405 and encodes 448 amino acids. The record is from RefSeq and is a predicted model, not a curated record.
AAGUCUAAACCCUGUGGUCAGUGACAGUCGUUUCGUUUCUUCAUCCAUUUCCUCUUCGAUGGCUUCGUUCGCUUUCACGGCGGAGCUAACCUCCACCGUCUUCGGCGCCGCUUAUCGGAACCCUAAACCCUUCAUUCCACUCCGAACCACCCUUCUCCCUCUUCUACGCGCCACCACCACCAAAACCAAAACCAUAACCAUAACCCACUCAUUUUCCCCAACACUCGCUCGCAGAGGUUUCGCCGUCGCCGCUUCCACCUCAGCGCCGCCUCACUCUGAAUCUUCCGACGUUUCCACCGCUAUUCCCCCCGAUAAUCGCAUCCCUGCUACCAUCAUCACCGGCUUUCUCGGCUCCGGCAAGACAACGCUGCUGAACCAUAUUCUCACUGCCGAGCAUGGAAAGCGAAUUGCGGUCAUCGAGAAUGAGUUUGGUGAAAUCGACAUUGAUGGUUCUCUAGUAGCUGCCAAAACUGCUGGUGCUGAAGAUAUCAUGAUGUUGAACAAUGGCUGCCUUUGCUGCACUGUCAGGGGUGAUCUUGUUAGGAUGAUUGCGGAAUUGGUCACUGCCAAGAAAGGAAAAUUUGACCAUAUUGUUAUAGAGACUACAGGUUUGGCGAAUCCAGCGCCAAUAAUCCAGACCUUUUAUGCAGAAGAUCAGAUUUUUAAUGAUGUUAAGUUGGAUGGUGUUGUGACUUUGGUUGAUGCGAAACAUGCUCGUCUUCAUCUGGAUGAGGUUAAGCCAAAAGGUGUGGUCAAUGAGGCUGUGGAACAGAUUGCAUAUGCGGAUCGUAUAAUUGUUAAUAAGACUGACCUUGUUGAUGAAUCAGACAUUACUUCUUUGGUCCAGCGGAUAAGGAAAAUAAAUGGCUUGGCCAAUUUAAAGCGGACAGAGUUUGGAAAAGUCAACUUGGAUUAUGUUCUUGGCAUUGGGGGCUUUGAUUUGGAGAGGAUUGAGAGUGCUGUUAGUGGUGAAGGUGCAAAGGAAGAUCAUGUCCAUAGCCAUGAUCAUGAACACCAUGACCAUGAUCAUCACCACCAUCAUCAUGAGGAUUCACUUGACCACAAGCAUGAUCACCAUGAUCACCACUCUCAUGAUCACACUCACGAUCCUGGUGUUUCAUCUGUCAGCAUAGUUUGUGAAGGAAGCUUAGACCUUGAGAAGGCUAACUUUUGGCUUGGUACCUUGUUGAUGGAACGGAGUGAAGAUAUUUAUAGGAUGAAAGGUCUUCUAUCUGUUCAAGGAAUGGAUGAGAGAUUUGUCUUUCAGGGAGUUCAUGACAUCUUUCAAGGAUCACCUGAAAGGUUGUGGGGGCCAGAUGAACCAAGGACAAACAAAAUUGUUUUUAUAGGGAAAAACUUGGAUGCUGAGGAACUGGAAAAGGGGUUCAGGGCCUGUUUACUGUGAUACCAGAAAGUUCAAUAUGCGUUUUUUUUUGCUCUCUAUUUCGGCUGAUGAUGCAAGCUGAAGAUUUGAGUGUUUGUAUACCAUGGAGAACUCUGAACUGGCUUACCGUAUAAAUAGGAAAAAGUGUUCCAUUCCUUACUACUUUUCUAUUACCGAUUAUAAAGUAUACCCAAGAAAUUACUGAUUAUAAAAAAUUAAAUUAAAAUUCAAACCUUGGAGGUA